Messenger RNA from Bufo bufo (common toad), 1034 nucleotides. Its product is annotated as gastrula zinc finger protein XlCGF17.1-like. Gene Ontology annotation, cellular component: nucleus. Gene Ontology annotation, biological process: regulation of transcription by RNA polymerase II; central nervous system development. The transcript has a single exon. The record is from RefSeq and is a predicted model, not a curated record. Gene Ontology annotation, molecular function: DNA-binding transcription factor activity, RNA polymerase II-specific; RNA polymerase II cis-regulatory region sequence-specific DNA binding. NCBI's taxonomy places the organism in Eukaryota, Metazoa, Chordata, Amphibia, Anura, Bufonidae. The annotation marks the transcript as partial.
GAGAAGCUAUUUUCAUGUUCAGAAUGUGGGAAAUGUUUUACACAGAAAUCCAAUCUUGUUAUACAUGAGAGAAUUCACACUGGGGAAAAGCCGUAUUCAUGUUCAGAAUGUGGGAAAUGUUUUACAGAGAAAUCAAAUCUUGUUGGACAUGAGAGACUUCACACAGGAGAUAAACAAUAUACAUGUGCAGAAUGUGGAAAAUGUUUCACACGGAAAUCAAUUCUUGUUAAACAUCAGAGAUGUCACACAGGAGAGAAAGCAUAUACAUGUUCAGAAUGUGGAAAAUGUUUUAGACAAAAAUCACAUCUUGUUUUACAUGAGAGAAGACACACAGGAGUGAAGCCAUAUUCAUGUUCAGAAUGUGGGAAAUGUUUUACAGAUAAAUCAGAUCUUGUUAAACAUCAGAGAUAUCACACAGGAGAGAAGCCGUAUUCAUGUUCAGAAUGUGGGAAAUGUUUUACACAGAAAUCAGAUCUUGUUAUACAUGAAAGACUUCAUACAGGAGAGAAGCCAUAUUCAUGUUCAGAAUGUGGGAAAUGUUUUACACAGAAAUCCAAUCUUGUUAAACAUGAGAGAAGUCACACAGGAGAGAAGCCAUAUUCGUUUUCAGAAUGUGGGAAACGUUUUUCAGAAAUAUCAAGUCUUCUAAAACAUUAAGAAGAAUCACACAGGAGAGUAGCUGCAUUCAGAAUGAGAAAAAUGUUUUUGUUUCUAAAGCCAUAAUUAGGGGUCAUUAGUGAAGUCACACAAGAGAGAAUUCAUAUGGCCACAAUAUAAGGAAACAAUAUAUCACUGGGUCAUAGACAUUGUUUUCAUUUCAGGUUUUAUAUUUGGAUAUAAAAGCUUAAUUGAUGUCACAUAACGGCUUCUAUAAAACAUCUGAUAAAUCCUGUUUAGGAAGACAUAUAUUCUGUUCAUGACUUAUAUUUUAAUCCUUACAGUUAACCCUUUCAGCCCCGGAGGGGUUUUUUGCAUUUUCCUUUUUUACUCCCUGCAUUUCCAGGACUUUUUUAUUUUUACAUUUACAUAGCCGU